This is a messenger RNA of Ceratitis capitata (Mediterranean fruit fly), 2600 nucleotides long. RefSeq names its product peptide-N(4)-(N-acetyl-beta-glucosaminyl)asparagine amidase (gene Pngl). Gene Ontology annotation, molecular function: peptide-N4-(N-acetyl-beta-glucosaminyl)asparagine amidase activity. Gene Ontology annotation, cellular component: nucleus; cytoplasm; cytosol. The record is from RefSeq and is a predicted model, not a curated record. Gene Ontology annotation, biological process: protein deglycosylation; protein quality control for misfolded or incompletely synthesized proteins; glycoprotein catabolic process. Bases 200 to 2257 code for a protein of 685 amino acids. Lineage: Eukaryota; Metazoa; Arthropoda; Insecta; Diptera; Tephritidae. The transcript has 9 exons.
UUGCUUUGCUGUCAAUUUACGUUUCCCUACAUUAAAUUUUACCACACUUGUUUUACAUUACACCGUCUGGACCGAUAAACUAAAAUCCGAAAACGUAAUAAUUGCGUUGGUUGUGAAGUGUGGCUAUUAAAUUGUUUUAUUAGAUUCAUUAUACACAUUCCCCAUAUAAACAAAUCGUCAUAACAAAGCAAAACGAAAGAUGUCUGAAGUGAAUUUCGACUGUAUACGCUCAAUUGAACCCAGUGCAAUAGAUAAUACACCCGCCUCCGUCAUAGCAUCUACCUCCAACACAACAGCAACAUCAACUACAUUUACCUCCACCACUAGCCCCCCGUCUAAUACAUCUGUGCCAACUACACAAGCGCAAUUGUCUCAAUCAUUAAAAAAUUCCAAAGAUGCUUAUCUCGAAGCCACUCGCAUUUUAAUCGUUUUAAUGGAGAAUGUACUUAAAGAGCCAACAAAUCCCAAAUAUCGUACUAUACGUAUUGAGAAUAAAACAAUUAAGGAGAAAUUACUCUCUGUGGCUGGCAUUGCGCAGUUACUUAGUGCUAUAGGUUUUAAGCGUAGUGCUAUAGAGUAUACACUACCCAAGGAGGUGCCAUUACAACGUAUACAACAAUAUAGAGACGUAUUGCAUGAAAGACGUGAAUCUUGGCUCAAAGGCAACCCACAAACAAGUAAGACUAUACAAGUGCGGGAAGCCCCUAAAGUGAAUGACAAUGAAAUGGCUGCGCAAAGAAAUGAGCAGACAGCAACAGAACCAUUGCUUACAAUAAUUACACCGUCUGUUCCUUAUCAGCAACGCAUUCGAUUUCCUCGUGUAUUGCAAAUAAAUAAUGCUCUCCUGCAGUCAUUGGAGUCUCAAUCUGAUGCUGUUAUGCAGUAUGAAGAUGACAAAUUAUUGGCAGCCGGACGCGAACUCAUACCCAUUGAUGAUUUAACGCAAAAGGCGAGUGAAAAGUUAAUCGCAUUUCAAGAACGCAUUGUCGCUGGUGAAUGUAAAGAGAAAGAACCUUGUAUACGGGAUCUUAUUGUGGUGGAAUUGUGUAAUUGGUUUAAUACAGAAUUUUUUGAAUGGGUUAAUCAUAUGCCUUGCCGGGUCUGUGGCAGUGAAGAGAGUAAAUUGAGACGCACUCAAACCGAGGAUGACCUGCGUGUCGAGGUUAGCUUUUGCUGUGGACAAGAGACAAAAUUUUAUCGCUACAACGAUGUAGCACAGCUUUUGGUAUCACGUAAAGGUCGAUGUGGUGAAUAUGCAAAUUGUUUUACCUUUCUCUGUCGCUGUUUGGAUUACGAUGCACGCAUUGUGUAUUCGCGUUUCGAUCAUGUUUGGACAGAGGUUUAUUCGGAAUCUCAAAUGCGCUGGUUGCAUGUAGAUCCCUCCGAUAAUGUUGUAGACUCACCACUAAUGUAUCAACACGGUUGGAAGCGUCCCAUUGACUAUGUUUUCGGUUACUCUUGCGAUGAUAUACAGGAUGUAACCUGGCGUUAUGUAAAUAAUCACAAAGAGACGUUGCAGAAUCGCCGCUUGUGUGGUGAAAACGAUUUGUUAGCUGCAAUUAUAGCCAUACGGGAUAAACGACAGAAAGGAUUCAGUGCGGAACGCAAAAAAGCGUUAAGUCAACGUGCAAUGUUAGAGCUAUUUGAGCUAGCAGUGGAACGGCAACCAACUGAGGGUGAACUCAAGGGUCGCAGUUCUGGCAGUUUGGCCUGGCGUCAAUCACGCGGUGAACAUGCGUUUAAUAACAUUUUCGUCUUCACCCCUAACGAUACAGAAAUCAACAGCAAACAGUUUAAUAUGCGUUACAGUUGUGCCAAAGAUAUCUAUGAGCGUUAUCUCAAAGUUGACGAGGGCGAUGUCAAAGUGUUGCAGACAUACAAAACUUGGCAGAGCGCACAAUUUUCAUCCAGAAAUAUAUUUCGUAAAGUCGAAAGAGAUUGGAAAAUGGCUUACUUAUCCCGUGAAGAGGGUGCGGAUCGUGGUGAGAUCGUUUGGAAAUUUGACUUUUCCCAAGCUGGCUUAAAAAUCAAGUCAUACAAUUUACGUUUCGAGCGAAAAACAUAUGGCGAAGGUCAAAUCGACGUGAAUGUGAUUGCCGAUAAUGGUAGUGCUAACAUUAUUGGCGCUUCAGUAUUUCAAAUCCGGGCGGUAUUGUCGGGUGGCAAAGGUGAUGUGGCUUGGCAACAUGCUCAGCUGUUUAGACAAAGUUUAAAUCAAGCAGAUAGUUUAUUCGAUUUACAAAUUAACUUUAUAUAAAAAAGUUUAAUGAAAUUAUUUUUGUGCAAAAAAAAAAAACCAAAUUAUAUUAUAUUAAUUUAAUAAGAAAAAUAUGCGCAUUAUGUGAUUCCAAACCCAUUUUCGAACAUGAACAAGCAAAGCAAAGAAAACCAAAAAAAAAAAAUAUUUUAUCUACGCAACGAGUAUGUAUUAUGUAAGUACAUGCUUAUAAUAAUAACGUCAAAUUUUCAAAAGAAAACUUAUACAAGUAUAUUUAUAUUUGAUACAAUAAUUAAAAAGAUAAUAAUAAUAACUUAAAUGCUGUAAUCCAUUUUUACAUAUGUAUGUAUAUAUACAGAAAGAAAAAACGUAAACAAUGCUU